UGCGUUACUUUAUAUUUCCAUGCGAGUUAGUUUUCUUAAUUCCUGCGUGCGUGAGUGAGUGUGUGGAUCAGAAAGUUUGCGUGCAGGUCGCCGCCGCCAAGGAUGAGACCGAUAGUCUCUGUAAUAGUUUCUCAUCCUUGGUCGCCGCCACCUGGCUGAUUUGAAAUAGCGCGCCUGAGAGCAGAGCGGCGCGUUGGUGUGCGCAAUUUGGCGGGAAACUGUGUUGUGCUUUCCCCGUGUGUUUGUGUGACUGUACCUCUGUUUCUGACGCUCCCUUUCCUUCACCAUGGCUUCUACCACACCCUCUAUUAAGGCACAGGCAGACUCCACCACAACCCAACAACCUACUACAGAUGAAAAAGUACAUGCGGCAAGUGCAGCGUUCAACCAUUUCUCUCAGGGCAAGCGACACCUCCUGGUGGGGGACUUCAAAUCUGCUGUCACUGCCUUCAAGGAGGCAACAGAGUCCCUGGUGGAGCUGUAUGGGGAGCAGGUGCCGGAGUGUGGUGACGCGUACUACCACUAUGGCCGUGCAUUGCUGGAGCUGGUACGCAAGGAGGCAGGGGUGCUGGGGCCAGAUCUGGAUGGUGCCAGUAGUCGUGUGUAUUGCUUGGUUAUUGUGUUAACAUGCUGGAGUGUGCACAGCCAGGAGUGUUUGGGGAAUGAAAAUAAAAGGAGUUAUGGAUGUUUAAAAAUGCAUCUUUUGAGAGCUGAGUAUACAAGAAAGUUGGUGUGUUUGGGGAAUGAGUAAACAAUGAAGAAAUGUUUUGAGGAACUGGGUGUGCAGAGGCAGGAGUGUUUGGAGAAUGAGAAUACAGGAAGACAGGACUGAUUUGGGAAUAAGUGUACAAGAAAGGAGUGUUUGAGUGACAAUAUAUAAGGAAGAGGUGUUUUGAAAAUGAGAGUACAAGGAAUGAGCAUUUUGGGAGUUAAUAUACAAGGAAGCAAGUAUUUAAGGGACUGAAGUAUACAAGAUUAUUUUCCUGUCAUAUGUCAUUAUACAAUGUUUUUCUUUGUUAUAUACAUCAUUCCCUUUCACUUUUCAUAUCUUGUGUUCUCGUCAUUCUGAUGUAAUGUUAGAGAUAGAGAAUGUUUGGUGUCAAAUUUUCACAAAUUUCAUGUGUGUAUAAACUUUCAUUUACUUGACUUUUUUUUUACUAUUACUACUAUAUUUGCUUGCAAUCUUGCUUUGCAAUUUGCUUGGAGUUUUGCAGAGAAAUGGCUAGAUUUUAGAGAAAUGUCUAAAAGAAUGCUAAAAUAAUGAGUUUUCAUUCAAACACCCCCUAACAUCCUUACCCAUCACCCAUCCCCCAUUCCUUCAGAGACCCAGACAAACUCAGCCAAACCAUAUCUUUCCCAUAGCCCUAUACCUACCCCCCAUUCCCCAAACACCCCUGUACCCCCUACCAUUCUCCAAACACCCAUUCCCUGUCACUUAGAUGCAUUCAGACUUACUCCAGCCAAUGCAGAACACACAUACUCACAUACAGUCGGUUUUCAGACAUACAAACAGCUGGGAUGUAUAUACAGAGAGUAUGGCUCAUUAGGUAUACAGGGUUUGCGUACAGGAGGGAAUACGCACAUGAAAAAUGCACAUGUGUAUGGAUGUAUGUGUGUUUUUGUGUGUUUGUGUGUGUAUUUGUGUGUAUUCCUGUGUGCGUUUGUGUGUGUGUAUAUAUUUGCAUGUACAUGUGUGUGUGUGUACGUGUUAUAAUUAUUUUGUUUGUUUGUUUUCUUGCCGUUUGUUUGUUCGUUCGUUUGUUUUAUUAGAGAAGCUGGAGUUAUUGGAAAAUAUAAUUUGUAGGUUGGUGGGUACGUAUUCCAGUAGUCCACGCUGGCAUAGGAAAGCGGGAAGGCGUCAGGCACACGGAUGGGUGGUGUUGGAAGGGUGCGUGUAUGCCGCUGCCUUAUUUAACCAGGAUUUUCUCUC
This is a messenger RNA of Scylla paramamosain (green mud crab), 1930 nucleotides long. RefSeq names its product histone-binding protein N1/N2-like. The transcript is spliced from 3 exons. Gene Ontology annotation, cellular component: nucleoplasm. Gene Ontology annotation, biological process: CENP-A containing chromatin assembly; DNA replication-dependent chromatin assembly. Bases 287 to 751 code for a protein of 154 amino acids. Gene Ontology annotation, molecular function: histone binding. NCBI's taxonomy places the organism in Eukaryota, Metazoa, Arthropoda, Malacostraca, Decapoda, Portunidae. The record is from RefSeq and is a predicted model, not a curated record.